CCUCCCUCAUGCCAACUGCCCCCCAAAGUAACCACUACUCUGACCCAUCCUCACAUGUCAAUGGCUCUCUGGGGCUGGGUACUUCUGGAAUGUGGGGAGGGGAGCCUAUGUGUUCUCCUGCUUCUGGAAAUUCUAUCCCCAACUGUCAUCCCAGCUAAAAGGGGGACUUUUGCCAGCACAAAUGAGGCAAGGUGGCCGGCCUGGAACUCUGACUCCGUCCUGGCCUAUAGGUGGUGGGACCUCGAGGGGGCUGCUGGUGGCUGAGGUCUGAGACAGGUGUCAGCCCAGACUCGGGUGUCCGAGGGCGGGGGGCAGGGCUCCAGGGGCCCCUUUGUGAUGUCAGCGCCCUGCCUACUGUCCUCACAGCCCCUCCACUCCCUCCAUCUCCAGUGGCCUUCCCUCCCGGUCUGGAGAGGCAGCCAACGCGGGCAAUGGGUUCCCGCUGUGCCAAGCUCAGCACUGGCCACAGCCGGGGCUACGAAUCCCCCAUGAAGAAGCUCGUGGCCUGCGUGAGUCAGGAUAACUUCUCCUUGUCGUCCGAGGGGGAGGGAGAAGAGGGAGGAGAGGAGGAGGAGGACGAGGAGGUGGAAGAGGAGGAGGAUGAGGAGGAGCUCCCAGUGCAGGGCAAGCUGCUGCUGAUAGAGGACGAGCGGCAGGAGAAGGAGGGUGCGGAAGAAGAGCCUGCGGCCCAGCAGAGCCCCGAGCCCAAGCAGACGCACUCCUGACCCACGACGGCGGCCCAGGAAGAGGUUCCCACCACUGUUCCGGUGAGAAGAACUUUCCGAAAAGAGUCAAUAAAAAGUCUCCCAAGGA
Messenger RNA from Acinonyx jubatus (cheetah), 813 nucleotides. It is a transcript of the gene PRM3, whose product is annotated as protamine 3. Gene Ontology annotation, cellular component: cytoplasm. The transcript has a single exon. Gene Ontology annotation, biological process: flagellated sperm motility. Bases 432 to 725 code for a protein of 97 amino acids. Lineage: Eukaryota; Metazoa; Chordata; Mammalia; Carnivora; Felidae. The record is from RefSeq and is a predicted model, not a curated record.